AGAACUUGGGUCCCUGACAAAGUUAAGAGUCCCUUGAUCUAUCAGACAAUAGAUUGAAUGGGUCGAUCCCAACGUUUAUAGGAGAUUACCAACACCUGUUUCACUUGAACCUCAGUUGUAACAAGUUUGGCCAGAAAAUUCCAAAGGAGAUAGGGGGUAUAACUCAACUUAAUGUACUUGAUUUGAGCCAUAAUCUUCUUGAUGGAGAAAUACCUGCUCAGUUUGCUAGUUUGCGGGACUUGGCGAACUUGAAUCUGUCCCACAACAGCCUUUCUGGCCACAUUCCUUAAGAAUUUGAUAGUUUGACUGGUUUGCAGGAUGUUGUAUUGUCAUACAACGAGUUGGAAGGGCCAAUCCCUAAUAAUAAAGCUUUUAUGAAUGCCUCAUUAGAAGGUAAUAAAGGUCUUUGUGGCAAUGUGACUGGAUUCCAACCUUGCGAAAGGCCAUCUUCUAUGGUGAAGAAGCACUCAAUGGCGAAGGGACAUAAACUCAUCCUCAUCACUGUACUUCCUAUUCUGGGAGCAUUAGUGCUGCUUUGUGCUUUCGCUGGUUCUCUCUUUAUGUGUGACCAAAGAAGAAGAAUUGGAGACGUUGAAAGACGGGAUUCCAUUGACAAAGAUGAUGGUCUGCUUUCAAUAUCCUCAUUACAUGGAAGUUCAUUAUACUGGGAUAUCUUAAAAGCCACAGAGGAGUUUGAUGCAACAUUUUGCAUUGGGAAAGGAGGGUUCGGAAGUGUUUACAAGGUAAAUCUUCCAUCAUUGGGAAAUGUAGCUGUGAAGCGACUUCAUUCUUCACUUGAGAUUAAGCAUCACAAGAGCUUCAUGAAUGAGGUAAGGGCAUUGACAGGGAUUAAGCAUCGGAACAUUGUGAGACUCUAUGGCUUUCAUUCUAAUGCACAACACUCGUUCUUGGUUUACGAGUAUGUGGAGAGGGGGAGUUUGUCUAGUAUUUUGAGCAACGAAGUAGAGUCCAAGAAAUUGGAUUGGCUUACAAGGGUGAAUAUCAUCAAAGGUGUUGCUUAUGCUUUAUCUUACAUGCACCAUGAUUGCUCACCACCAAUUGUUCAUCGGGACAUGUCAAGCAGUAAUGUUUUGCUUGACUCCGAGUUUGAAGCUUGUGUUUCAGAUUUUGGCAUAGCUAAGAUUCUCAAGCCAGACUCAUCCAAUUGUACUGCACUUGCAGGCACAUAUGGCUAUGUNUUUUAA
This is a messenger RNA of Solanum pennellii, 1205 nucleotides long. RefSeq names its product MDIS1-interacting receptor like kinase 2-like. The transcript has a single exon. The coding region runs from base 375 to 1205 and encodes 276 amino acids. Gene Ontology annotation, molecular function: ATP binding; protein kinase activity. Gene Ontology annotation, biological process: protein phosphorylation. Lineage: Eukaryota; Viridiplantae; Streptophyta; Magnoliopsida; Solanales; Solanaceae. The record is from RefSeq and is a predicted model, not a curated record.